GCCAUCGUGAUUGCUACAUCGCUUGUCGUUGGCGCAACUUUCAUUGCGAAAAAGCUUACUCAAAUGGCACACUCACUUAAAACAACGGCUGUCGAUUUUCCCUUGGGGGAGAGUCCUGUAGCCACAGUCGGAUGGGGCUACUACUAUGCUGGAUCAUCAGAGCAGCAGCUUGGUCUGGACCCACGUCUUGUUCUCCAAAACAGAAGGAAUCAACAGGUGAUGACCUACCGUCGACGGUGUGCUGUCGAAGAUGCAAAUGCAGACUUCCUCGACAAGUAUACCAAUAUUCAUAAAAAGCCCAGAAAAACCCGCGUAAGGUUCUCGAAUACGCCUCAAUAUCACGAGUUUUUCCAUCCCGAGGAAGAAAACCGCUUACUAGCAUGGAUUGAUGAUCUCCCUGAGGUGGAUGUGGAGCGUAAGGCGAUAAACGAAAGCGUUCUUCUACCAGAGACGCCUAGGGGUAUGAAGACUUCGCUUGGGGUGCAGAUCAAGAUGUUGAAGAGACCGUCUGAUGGUCACCAUCCCGCUGGCUCUAAGAGAAUGUCCGGGUGA
Molecule: messenger RNA, 552 nt
Organism: Colletotrichum gloeosporioides
Lineage: Eukaryota; Fungi; Ascomycota; Sordariomycetes; Glomerellales; Glomerellaceae
Exons: 2
Source: RefSeq, a predicted model, not a curated record